Biomphalaria glabrata is the source of this 4736-nucleotide messenger RNA. RefSeq lists its product as uncharacterized. NCBI's taxonomy places the organism in Eukaryota, Metazoa, Mollusca, Gastropoda, Planorbidae. The record is from RefSeq and is a predicted model, not a curated record. The transcript is spliced from 2 exons. Bases 229 to 2301 code for a protein of 690 amino acids.
CUAGAUUCUAGAUCCAGAGUCUAGAUAUCAAGAUCUAGGGAAAUCUAGUAUUAGAUUUAGAUCUAUAUAUCUGUAAUAGUGUAAUCUAGACUAGAUUGACUAUAUUUACUUCUUACUAAUCUUAUUUCAUCUUUGGGUAGGUUAAGCCUACAUAAGCAGAUAAAACAUUAAAUUAUUUCAAUCACUGCAGCAUCCGUACUGUUUAAGCAGACUGAAAGAGUUCCCAAAAUGUCUGAAAACGAUAGCAAUGAGGUUACAGAAACUAAAAAAAAGAAAAAGUGGUAUAUGCAGUCAUUUCGUGAAAAAUGGCUAGAAGAUCCAGAUUUCUGUGAUUGGCUGCAACCAGAUUACAAUGACAAAACAUCCAGCUACUGUUCAGUUUGCAAAUGUUAUUUACGGCAUUGCAACAGGAGUAUGCUCUUAUCCCAUAAGCAAUCUAAAAAGCAUACAAAUUUGUUUGCCGGCAUUCCAAAAUCAACUUUAAAAAGAAAGAAAGUUUUUUCGGCAGAUGAAGGUGUAGCCAGGGCAGAGCUGCUUGUGGCUUGCUUUUUUACCGAGCACCAAUUUCCUUACCGUCAUGUGGAUCAUUUCAUUGAUAUUUGUAAAAAUGCUUUUCAUGACUGCAAAAUAGCAAGAAAGAUAGCUAUAGACAAAAAAAAAUUAGCUUAUUUGAUAGAGGAUGGGAUUGCAUACCAUGAGAAAGAAGAACUUGCUCAAAUUUGCUGCACACAAAAAUUUUCUGUGAUGAUAGAUGAAAACAUAGAUUUGUCUCAAGCUAAUCUUACUGCUGUAGUUGUUCGAUUUUUUGAUGUACAGAAAUUAGAUAUAGUAGAUGUUUUAUUUGACACUAUAUUGCCUGAUAAAGGAACCAUUCAAGAUAUCUACAGUGCUCUUAAAAUGCUUUUUAUAAAUAAAAAUAUACCCCUAGAUAACAUUAUAGGAUUUGGUAAUGAUAACUGCUUGAAUGAAGUGUUCAGUUUACUCAGAGCUGAUGUUCCUACAGUCUUUGGACUAGGGUGUGACUGCCAUUCAUUUUCUUUGUGCUUUAGUCAUGCAAUCAAAAAGUUGCCUUCAAAGCUGGAGUCGCUGCUGCAAGAUAUUUCAGAUUAUUUUGUUAAUAAAGGCAGAAAACUUGUAGACUUUGGGUUCAAUUUUGAUACAGUGCACUCUGUUCAAGUCAAUGCUCAAGAGCUAUCGUCAUCAAGAGGUUCAACUUAUGAGAACAUUAUUAAUGUUGUGUUGGAAAAUUGGAAUUUGAUGAUCUUUUUUUUUCAGUCUGAGUCAGAAGCAAACAAAGUACAAGUGUCUCAUCAGAUUUAUACAACAUUGACAACCAGAGGCACAAAACACAUGCUUUUGUUUCUACAAUAUAUUUUGCAAAAAGUGAAUGCUUUCAAUGCAGAAUUUCAGUCAGAGGAGUUCAGAAUUCAUCUCCUUCACUCUUUGAUCUCACAGUCAUACCGUGACAUUCUGAGCUGUUUUAUUGAUGACGAGAUUAUUGUUAUGCACAAGCUCUCUGAAGUCGAUCCAACUGACUGUAACCUACAUAAAAACUAUGAUGAUAUAUUUCUUGGUGGAAAAGCUAUGGCUCUGUUGUAUCAAGAACCGUUGAUUGAAGAUACAGAACAAUUUCAAAAUAAUUGUUUGAAAUUCCUUAUUGAGUUCUCCAAUCAAAUCAAACAGAAUUUUCCUAUAGCUGAAGACAGCAUCAUUGCAGAGCUAAGUAUUUUAGAUCCUACUGUAGCACAAGACCGUAACCGAUCACCAGAAUCCAUCUCAAAACUAGCUUUUCAUUUUUCAACUCUUUUUCCUUCACAAAAAUUAAAUGCUUUAGAUGAUCAGUGGAAAAUGUAUAGGCUGUCAAAGGAGAUCAAUCUUUCAACAACACCUAUUCCUCGAUAUUGGUACAUGUUACGCAAUAUCAUUGACAAUAAUGGCAAACCAAAAUUUGGUCUUCUGUCAGACUUCAUGACAAAUCUGUCAGUUCUCCCACACUCCUCAUCUGCUGUAGACACGAUUUGUUCACAAGUAAACUUGAUUAGAGAACAUUAUCCUAUUCCACUGCAGUCUGAGGCAGUCAAAGAUCGUUUCAUAGCCAGACAGAUGUUGGCUAGAAAGAAUCUCACUUGCACUACAUGGGAGCCUAGUCAGGAAAUAAUCACUGAUGCAGUUCAAGGAGAGUGUCUGAGGCGAUAUGAAAUGAAGCUACAAGUAGUAUCGGUAACCUCAGACCUAGCUGUUAUUAAAGCAGAGGAAUCAUCAUCAGUCAUAGCUAUUAUUAAAGCAGAGGAAUCAUCUUAAGAAUAGUCAUAGAUUAUAAUAGGUUUAUCAAUUGCUCCCAGUCUUUCUCUUUUUACAUGAACUGUAUGAUAUUGUAAUAUUCAACAAAUACAAGAGUUGCUCAGCUUUGUAAAUCAUGAUUGUUCAUAAUUGCUUAGCAGCAUCUGUUGUUAUUGUUAUAUGUUUUGUAUUUGUUGAUAAAAUUAGUGAAUCUGGCUUCCAAAAUGUUUGUACAAAAUAAAUUGUUGAAGCUGUUUUUUUUUUUUUUUACUCCCCACUUAUAACUAUUAAGUUCUAAAUACUUGAAUGCAUAACAAAAUAUUAGGAUCUUAACUGGUAUAAGAUAGCUCUUAAACUAAGCUCUACAGAAUGUUCAAACCUUACUCUAGUAGCUUUACUGUCUCAGAACUAUGUUCUGGAUAAAUUAGACAUCUUUUUUUUUUUUCUCUGUGACCGCAAAAUAAAUACCAAAAGCAUUUUACAGAUCAAUGUAAAUUGUGGAUAUUUUUAGACUUGCAAUUUUGUUUCAUUUAAUAAUCAAAUAAUUAAAGACUUCAUUAGCAUUCAGUUAUGUAUGGUCAUGCAUAUGACAUUAAUUUAGACUGUUAAUUCAUUGCAGAUGUUUAUAAGAUAGUGUCUAGUACGCUAAAGGUAAUUCCUAAAGAAACUGACAUUUUACUGAUGUAGCUGUUUGCUCGUUUACCAAAAUUGAAUGUUGUCAACUAUUAUUUUAUGGGUGCUAGUAAAAUAGCAUCGAAUAGCUUGGUUUAUUAUUAUUUUAAUGGGAUAUAUUACAAAAAAAGAUAUGGAUUGUAUAUUGCUGUGAAAAAGCUGUUAAUUAUAUUACCAGUUAUACUAUUAAUAUAACAUUAUAUAGAGGAAGGAUUAAGGAAAGUGUAUAUUUAUGAACUGUUCUAUUAUUUUAAAGCAUUAUUUUACAAAAUUAUAAUUUACACUCAAUGGAAAAUAACUACUUACCCGUAAUUUAAGUUUUUUUAAUUUUUAAGAACAUUUGUGUUCAAGCAAAUGUUGUUAAAAUUAACUUUUAAUGUCCUGUCUCUAAUUAAUUAAAAUUUAAUUAUGGUCUUUAAUAAAUAAAAACUUUUUCUUAAUUGUGUAAAAAUUUUCAAAAAUAAUUUUAAAAAGUGUUUCUUUAAUUUUUUUUAGUGAUGCCCUCCAUGAGCGAAAAUUUACAUUUGUUCCCCCCCCCCCCCCCCACACACACACUUAAGCAAGCUAUUGGGUCUGGAGGUGCCCCUGCACAAGUGUUUUUAUGCAUUCCGAACCAGAGGUUAAUUUAGGCUUACACAACCCACUUUUUCUCCUUGUGAGAAAAGCACAGAUCAUAUUAAGUAAGGGUAGUUUAGCCUGAUUACUUAGACAUUCAGUACAUAAGAACAUGUGCAUUUGUGAUGUUUUUAAUUGUCAUCAGAUGAACUUUGUCUUCAGCAAGAUGUCUUGUGGGCCUGUUUUGUUCACACAAUAGAUAGCAACAGAAUGAUGGUAUGUCACUCUGGAGAAAUUGGAACAUUCCAAUGUAUGUUAGAGGGGUAGAUUCUAUAAUUGCAUUGGCAAAUAUUAUUGAAUUGACAAAACAUUAUGAAUCGCUGUUGUUGCAGACGCCUUUUUAGAAAAGAGUAUGAAAGUUCCUCCUUCUAAGAAGAUGAAAUGAGGUCAUGCAAUUAAUUUUUUUAAACAUUAGUAAUUAUAUUGUUUUAAUUUGAUAAAUACUCAAUUGAUAUACAACUACAAUACAAAUACAAGAUUUUUAGUCAUUCUUUAUGCCCUCCUUGUCAACAUGUUGCAACCCACAUUUUGAAAAACAUAUUUCAGAAUAUGCUAGUGGUACUUUUUUUUUUUGUAUGGAAGGGGUUCAAAUUACAUAUUACAUUGUAGUCAUGAAUAAAUACUCCAAUGACUGGAAUUUCAUGAGUAUGAUUUUGGGUGAGGUCUUUUCCAGAUUAGUGUUAGUGUUGUUAUAAUGUUAACUUUUAUAAGUGUUUAGAGUAAUAGUAUUCAAGAAUUUGUUAUAUCUUUGUUGAGUAAAGAGGGCUGUGUAAUAUAUAUAUAUAUACACACACACAUAGAGAGAAAUAUUUUUCAAUCUGUACAUCUGUAUACAUUUAAAAUGUUAGGCCAUUUGAAAGAAAAAUUAAUUUUAAGAUAUAUCUUGUUACCAUACUGGAAAAGGGAAUUCUUUUUAAAUUCAUUUAUUAUUACUACAUAUGAUCAAUAUUUCAACACCACUGCACAUUACUGUUCAUUUUUGCCCAAAUAAAAUUAACUAAAAUCAUGUACCAGUAUAGUAGAAUUUUCUUGUAAUUGUAUCUUUUUUUCUUCUUGGUUAUCAAUAGACAUUUGCCACUUUUUUUUGGUACUGGUACUAAUUUUGCUUCAGUGCUAGGUAUCGGUAGAUUAAACAAGGCUUAAUAAAAGUUGCUGUCAUGCAUUCUUCA